AUGGAUCUGAGCAGAACGACUGCUUUGCUGCUCUUCAUGGUGGCCUGUGUGAGCUGUGUUACAGGUGAAAAAUUGCCUACACCAGAGAAUUUGCAAGUGAAUAUUUUGCGUGAAGACGUUUUUGUACUCUGGACCGAACCUACUGGUGCCUCCGCUGAUGUGCUGUACAAUGUUCAGUUUGGAAGCAUUGCAGGCGAGUGGAAACCUGUCAAGAAGUGCACAAACAUAUCUAAGACUUUUUGUGACCUGAGCAACUUAAUAGAAGAUUAUAUGGUAAUCUACAAAGUGCGAGUGCAGUCGGAGGAAGGCGGCGUCCACUCUGAGUGGACACCCAAAAAGAAAAUAAGCGUCUACUACAAUCAUUGGGAGACGCUGUCAACACUGUGUGUGUGA
Knipowitschia caucasica is the source of this 393-nucleotide messenger RNA. The record is from the annotation of a GenBank genome assembly. NCBI's taxonomy places the organism in Eukaryota, Metazoa, Chordata, Actinopteri, Gobiiformes, Gobiidae.